AUGUACCAGGUUGCUGCUUUCUUGGCUGUGAUCGUGGGAACCCACACGGCCAGUUUGCACACCCAGAGUGACUGCAGUCAUUGGCCCAGCUGCUGCCCCAGCAAAGAACAAGACUCCACUCCGGAGUUGCUGACAUGGAACACUGCCUCUGUAUCUCUCCCAGAGCUUAAACAUCACACACAAUCCUGCAGGGCCAGCAGUGAUGGGCCCCUCAACACCAGGGCCAUCUCUCCUUGGAGCUAUGAGUUGGACAGGGACUUGAACCGGGUGCCCCAGGACCUGUACCACGCGCGCUGCCUGUGCCCACACUGUGUCAGCCUGCAGACAGGCUCCCACAUGGACAAAAAGGGCAACUCGGUACCAAUCUACCACAACCAGACGGUCUUCUACCGGCGGCCAUGCCACGGACAGCAAGGUUGCCAUCAUGGCUACUGUCUGGAGCGUAAGCUCUACCGCGUCUCCUUAGCUUGUGUGUGUGUGCGGCCCCUUGUAAGCUCUUAGUCACGCUUGCCACCUACCUGAGGCUGAUGUCUUGCCGCAGCGGGCCGGGGUACCUGGGCUCUCGAGCCCUCCAGAGCUCUACUGAAGCACCAGGGUCCUGGGACAAGAUGGAGAACUUGGGGAGAAACCCCCUACUUUUGCACUUUCGGAAAGAACUUUCGGGAAGGAGCAGCUUAGUUUCCGUUUGUGGCUGCUGGAAGAUGCUGUCAUGGCCUUCCCUCUCAGAAGACUCUCUAAGGGCCUGCUGACCCCGGAAGCCACACUACUCUCUCCUCCUUCCCUCUGACUUUCCCUGCCCAGCACAGGCACUUUCUCCACAUUUCCCCCUUUGCCCUUCAUUUUGUUUGCUUGUGAAUACUGACUCUGUAGGCAGCCAGGUGUAACUACUUUGACAUGGAUGAUUCUGAGGAGAAAACUGUUAUUAAAUGUGAAGAGAUUUAUCCAAAUAAAUAUCCAUAUUUCAAAAUGGUCUCAUUUGUCUUUGGCAUCCAUGGCCCCCAACUGGUUCCCUUUUCCUUUUCUAGUACUUUCUCCACUCCGUCACUGGCCCUGGUGUCCAUCCCUGAAUGUAAGAGUGGGGGUCAGACAGCUCAACAUGGGGGAGAGACAGAAGCCUAUUGAGGCACUGCAGUAGGCACACAGCGCCCCCUUGUCUCCCCAACAAUC
Messenger RNA from Microtus ochrogaster (prairie vole), 1167 nucleotides. It is a transcript of the gene Il25, whose product is annotated as interleukin 25. Gene Ontology annotation, cellular component: extracellular region. Gene Ontology annotation, molecular function: cytokine activity. The record is from RefSeq and is a predicted model, not a curated record. NCBI's taxonomy places the organism in Eukaryota, Metazoa, Chordata, Mammalia, Rodentia, Cricetidae.